AUGCAUCGAUCACACCUGCCCUGGAGGUUGAGUGUGGCCGCGGCAUUUGUCGUGACAUUCCUCGUAGCUGGUGGUGCUGCAGCAGGCCAUUCGGUCAACGUUGCCCUACAGACAUCAUGGAAUUCGGCACCGUUUCUGGUAGAGUUACUAGAGACGGCCGCCGCCGAAAAUCCAUCGUCCUACUUCCCUCUGCUGGACAGAAUCGCACAAGGCACAUUUGCGGACGUCUCAACGGAGAGGGAGUUGUAUAACAAGUUUGUGUCUGUACUCGAUCAAGAUGGGCUGCUACCAGACGCGGAGGCUCUGUCCUCCUUUAAGUUCGCCCUCUCCCUCCACGAGGCGGCGCCCAGGAUACAGGCACACCUACAACACUACAACACUUCGGUCCAGCCCAACAUGAUGGCUGCUCAAGACGCAGUAUGCCCGGUCUGGGUGCACUUUGAUGGACAACAAUACUGCUCUCCAACACUAGACAGAGCACAGCAGCCGGUGGAUCUGGCUUAUGGGGACGAUACUCUGCCCUUCGACAGAGUCCUCGGACCUGCUGAUGCCCCUUCUUCCAUAAUCUACGCCGAUAUCACCCACCCGCUGUUUGCAGACUUCCACUCUGUUGUAUCACAAACUGCUCGGGAAGGCAAGACGUCCUACAGAGUCCGUUAUCGUGCUACCGAUCAGGCAACCUCUCCAGUGACACUAAGCGGAUAUGGCGCUGAGCUCAAUCUCAAGCGUACCGACUACAUCGUCAUCGAUGACCGCGAAGCAAGCACGAAAGGCAAUGGAGAUGCCGCGGACGUCAAGGAGCCUGAACUGGACGAUGAACUGGAGAUCAAAUCCCUGACCACGACCGAGCUAUGGAAUCUUGGUCUCAACGCCGCCAGCUGGAUAGCCAAGCACGCUGACCCCAUGCAGGCUCUACUUCAGGUAUCUACGGACUUUCCUCGCUACUCGUCAUUCCUGGCGGCACAAAAUGCAAGCGAUGAUUUCGUCUCAGAGCACCGACACAAUCGUGAAUUAUUGCUUCCAGCAGGCUACAAUGCACUCUGGAUCAAUGGUCUGCAGAUCGACCCUCGCGAGAUCAAUGCAUAUUCCUUGCUUGAUCAUCUGCGGCGCGAGAGAAAGCUCAUUGCUCGGGUAAAGGACAUCGGUUUGACGGCCACGGAAGCUGUGAGUAUUCUGGCUAACGAUGCCAUCGCCAAUUCUGCACGCAAUGCCGUGGAUCAGCGCUUCAACUGGCGGGACUCAGAUGAAGGUGGCGAGGUCAUCAUCUUUCUAAACGAUCUAGAAAAGGAUUCUCGAUACGCCGCGUGGCCUACGAGUCUAAUGACCUUAUUCCAGCCUCAAUAUCAGAGGGGCUUACCAAAUGUUGCACGCGAUAUUCACAACCUGGUUGUGCCUAUCGAAGUCGAAAAGCUGUCCGAGAUCGAGCUGGUUGUCACGACUCUGCAAAUGCUUGUCAAGAGGAAGCUGCCUUUGCGAGUCGGCCUUGUCCCUGUGGGCAAGAGUCCUAUUUCUGAUACUUACAGCCGGCUGAUGUACCAUCUGCUUGACACCUAUGGCUUGUCAACACUGCUCAACUUCUACGGGGCCAUUGUGAAAUCUGGCAAGGUCAUCCCUUCGCCUGACAAGCAAUUCGCUUCAGCAAUCAAAGAUCGAAAGUUGAGGGCAGGAAAGACUGCUGCAACGUACGCCGAGGUCACGGCUGAUGACGAGCUCACACAGCGUCUGACAAGCCGAGACGCUUACGCUGAUCGCCUAGAAUUGAAUGGCCCGAUGCCUCCAUUCAUGUUGAACGGCGCCGUGUCGCCCCGAACAGAAAGUUGGUUCGAAACAAUUAACAGCCAGAUCUACAUGGACACCCAGAUGGUCAUGCAGUCGCUUUAUGUAGGCACUCUUACGGAUGAGUCUGUCGUCCGAGACUUCUUUUUGACCGAUGCAGCCGCCAAGCGGAAUGGCUUAGUGAUACCUCACGACGAGAAAGACAUCCGCGUUGUCGACGUUGCUGCAAUGACGACCGAACAUGCCGCGGUCUUUGACAGUCUGCCCCGUCUGCCUGGCGCGGAGUCGGCUCUGAUAACGGAUCGCGCUCAUUUGAUGGUGGUCGCAGAUCUGGAUUCGAAUCAAGGAAAAAGCCUCCUCGGCGCGGCGAUGGACCUGCAGGAACAAGUGCCCGAGGUCGAUGUAUUGAUGGUGCAGAACCCUGGCAGCGAGUCUACAGCAACAGUGUCCUCGCUUCUGUACCGCUGGCAAAGCCAGACGGGCCCAGCGCUGGAUGCCGAAAAGAAGACCAAGUUGCGAGCGUUCUUAGCAGCGACGGGCGUGACAGGGUCGUCAGCUGAAGACCUCCGACGCGACUCGAGCAUAUACUGGUCCACUGCUGAGCCCUUGAUAGCAGAUCUUGGACUGAAACCUGGAGACAGUGCACUUCUCCUCGACUACGAGCGCACCUCCAGAAUAGCGCCAGCAACCGCUGCCAUCACUGCACUCAAACUCGAGGAAAAGUUUCAAAACGCUUUGGACAUCGCGAAGAUCACAGCGACUGUUGCCAGGUCCCAGAAAUCAGAGCUGCCGGAGGGCAUGCGAGGGACCGCUCCCAUGCUGCGGCUUGACCGAUACAACCUUUGGGAUGACACUCACACAGUGGUUCGAGCAGGAACGUCCAAGGAUCCGACGAUCCAGGUGGUUGCAGUGCUUGACCCUGUGGCUGAAGCGUCCCAACCGUGGAUUUCGAUCGUCAAGACUCUGUCCGAAUUGGAAGGAGUUAGCGUCAAGAUCUUCUUGAAUCCCAAGGAGCAAUUGUCAGAGCUGCCCUCUAAACGCUUCUAUCGACAAGUCGUACAAUCAGCUCCAACUUUCGACGAUGCAGGCUCGCUUGCUGCACCCGAAGCAAACUUCAACAAACUUCCCGAGGAUGUCCUGUUCAACCUUGGACUGACUGUACCACCUUCCUGGCUUGUGUCGCCCAAGCAGUCUGUGGCUGAUUUGGACAACAUCAAAUUUGGCGUAUCGGACAGCGAUGUUGGUGCGGUGUACGAACUGGAGCAUAUCUUGAUCGAAGGCCAUGCCAGAGAUUCAAAUGUCAGCAGUCCGCCACGUGGCGUCCAGCUGCUGCUGGGGACGGAACAAGAUGCUCACUUCACCGAUACAAUUAUCAUGGCGAAUUUGGGCUACUUCCAAUUCAAGGCCAAUCCUGGUCACUGGUCCAUUUCCUUGAUGCCAGGCCGCUCCUCAAAGAUCUAUAACCUAGACAGUGCCGGCGCUGAAGGGUAUCUCCCAGUCCCUGGAGACGACAACAGCGCCGUGACGUUGAUGAGCUUCCAGGGCGUGACUCUGUACCCACGACUAUCUCGAAGAGAAGGGCAAGAGACCGCCGACGUCCUCGAAACCUCCACACUCGGAUCAGCAACAGAUUAUCUCAGCAAAGGCGCAUCUUGGGCCUCUUCAGCUCUAUCCUCCCUCGGCCUAAAACCCUCCGGUGGCCAAGCUGAAAUCAACAUCUUCUCCGUCGCGUCCGGCCAUCUCUACGAACGCAUGCUCAACAUUAUGAUGGUCUCGGUAAUGAAACACACUAAACACACCGUAAAAUUCUGGUUCAUCGAGCAAUUCCUCUCCCCCUCUUUCAAAGCAACCCUCCCCGCCCUAGCCGCUCACUACAACUUCGACUACGAAAUGGUGACCUACAAAUGGCCACACUGGCUACGCGGCCAGAAAGAAAAGCAGCGCGAGAUCUGGGGCUACAAGAUCUUGUUCCUUGACGUCCUCUUCCCGCUCCAACUCUCCAAAGUCAUCUUCGUGGACGCCGACCAGAUCGUGCGCACGGACAUGAUGGAGCUCAACAAGGUCGACUUGCAAGGUGCACCCUAUGGGUUCACGCCCAUGUGCGAUUCCCGAACGGAGAUGGAGGGAUUCCGGUUCUGGAAGAAGGGCUAUUGGGAAUCCUACCUCGCAGGAAAACCAUACCACAUCUCCGCCCUGUACGUCGUAGACCUCAAGAAAUUCCGCGAACUAGCAGCAGGCGAUCGACUCCGCCAGCAAUACCACUCCCUAUCCGCCGAUCCGGAGAGUCUGAGCAACCUGGACCAGGACCUGCCGAACCACAUGCAGCAUAACCUCCCGAUCUUCAGCUUGCCGCAGGAAUGGCUGUGGUGCGAGACAUGGUGUAGUGAUGAAAGUCUUGGUCAGGCGAAGACGAUUGAUUUGUGCAAUAAUCCUCUGACGAAGGAGCCGAAGUUGGACAGGGCGAGGAGGCAGGUUCCGGAGUGGAAUGAGUAUGAUGAGGAGAUUCGGGGCGUUAUUGCGAAAGCACGCGGUGAUCUACCAGAUUCGGCGCCCAGCGAUAAAGCUGAGGCUGCGAAAGAGCGGUUGGAGGACUUCUUAGAGCAGGAGGAGGGACAGAAGUCGCUGAAGAAGGACGAGCUGUGA
Cyphellophora attinorum is the source of this 4419-nucleotide messenger RNA. Its product is annotated as UDP-glucose:glycoprotein glucosyltransferase. Bases 1 to 4419 code for a protein of 1472 amino acids. The record is from RefSeq and is a predicted model, not a curated record. Gene Ontology annotation, cellular component: endoplasmic reticulum. Gene Ontology annotation, molecular function: UDP-glucose:glycoprotein glucosyltransferase activity. NCBI's taxonomy places the organism in Eukaryota, Fungi, Ascomycota, Eurotiomycetes, Chaetothyriales, Cyphellophoraceae. The transcript has 3 exons.